Nothobranchius furzeri (turquoise killifish) is the source of this 743-nucleotide messenger RNA. RefSeq names its product GTP cyclohydrolase I feedback regulator (gene gchfr). Gene Ontology annotation, molecular function: GTP cyclohydrolase binding. Gene Ontology annotation, cellular component: cytoplasm; nucleus. The record is from RefSeq and is a predicted model, not a curated record. Lineage: Eukaryota; Metazoa; Chordata; Actinopteri; Cyprinodontiformes; Nothobranchiidae. Gene Ontology annotation, biological process: negative regulation of biosynthetic process.
CAGACAGAUGCGGAGAGACGUGAUUGGUCCGUCCCGGUGGGAGUUUCCGCAUUCCGCACGGAGCGGACGGACUGCAGGAGCGCAAGUGGCGGAAGGGCAGUCGCGUCUUUGAAGAGACUCUUGAGUCAUUCCCAGGGGGAGUCAAGGAGCGCAGCCAGGAAGCAGGAAUGCCUUACCUGCUCAUCAGCACGCAGAUCCGACUGGAGAGCGGUCCAACAAACGUAGGAGAUGAGUUUUCUGAUCCAGAGGUCAUGAAUUACCUGGGAGCAAGAAAAACAACCAUGCUAGGAAACAACUUCUCUGAAUACCACGUGGACGACCCACCUCGCGUUGUGCUGGACAAGCUGGAGAAGUGGGGCUUCCGAGUGCUGGCCAUGACGGGCGUGGGACAGACACUGGUGUGGUGUCUCCACAAGGAGCUGGUGGUGUGACUGAUCAGAAAGCUGCAGCAUCUAAAUAUUUUCAGAUGUCCUUUCAAAGAUUGUUUUUUGUUUUGUUUUGUUUUUUCAGCAGGACAUUUCUGAGAUCCAUUAUUUCCUUCUAUUUGCAACCAAACAGACAUUUUAAACUUUUAAGGUUUGAGACUGAAUAGCUGAGAAAUUUCAGAAAUGUUGUUUUACUGGCAUUAUGGUGCCUCCCUGUAAUACGAGUAAAGCUCUGUUAGACAAAGAUGUUGAAAUAAUGUAAAGUUAGUUAUGUGCACAGUUGUUAAAUAAAUAAAAAAAAAUUUAAACAUGCAAAAA